GCCAGGAGAGGUAGCUGGCCAGUAGCGGUGCGCCAGGAGAGGUCGCUGGCUGCUCGACAUAAACACCACCAUGGCCGUCGUCUGGGCGAGACUGGCAUUCCUAGCGGGGAUCGUCUCCUUGUUUCAUGCAGGUUACUCGGCCGCGCAACAUCGAGCAUAUAUGAGAGUCACAGAACAGGAGUAUACUUCUUUACCAACAGACAUUGGUGUUCAAGGUCUGUUGAGCCUUCUCUUAACAAUGUAUGGCAUCCUACACAUUGCUGGAGAUUUCAAGGAGAUUCGGGCUAAUGUUCAGCUUCAGAAUAAGUCCUGGGAAACUGUGGGAAACAGACCAACAUUCUACACGUUUGCACACCGAGGUCGAGCAUUAAGCCCAAGCUAUACACCACCAAAAUCUAAAAGUUUGCUGGAUAAUGUAGAAAGUAUUUCAUCUUAAGCAAUAUACUUUCUGUUUGUAAGAAACAUACAGAUGGACUGUAGCUUACAUGUGGUGAUGUACUCUGCAAAUUUAAUCUAGCUGUAUCCAAGUUAUAUUCAAUUUGCAUGCAUUCAAAUUACAGUAUCACAAAUACCAAUUGUCAAUUUAAGUGUGUUGACUGGAACACCGAUACUGUUGAACAACAUUAGAAAAAAAAUACUAAAAAUUUCAGAAGGAAUGACAGAUGUUAUAUAUACAGUAUUAUCAAAUAAAAAUGCAAAAAAUAUCUCUGGAUUUUUGCUGUUAUGACUUAUCAUGUGCAGAGAUGGUUGUAGUGGUGCGAGUUACAAAGCACUAGCAGUUCACUGCUGUACUGCAAGAUGUUUAAGCUUUAAAUAAAACUGUCACUCCCAGCUUACAUGAAUAAUCCUUGGUAUGUCAAUAAAUAAGCUUAUACUAUCAAAUUUACUUUUAACAAAUAUUAGGUAAAUAUUUUCAAAAGCUAUACCAUAUGUCAGGCUAGCACAACAGGAAAGGUGAGUGAGGGAGGGAGGUGUUGAGUAUAGUAUUGUAUAUAAAAUUUUAAAAUUUCAGGAAUUGAUAAGUGUCUCGGCCUAAUCGCCUUGGAUUUUCAAUGUUCGACCGUACCAGUAGGCUUUAAGCAUCUGAUUCAUUAUCACUGCAAACAUAGUGUCACAAGUAUAAGAAUGAACAUACUGUAUUUCCUUGAACUUUCCUAAGUUAUGGACAGGACAUGGUAUGAUAUUUUGUGGAUGCUGUAAUUAACAGAAAAUUUACAAGAAAUAUACUUUGCAAAUAUUUUAAGAUAUAUUUUAACCCAAUUUCAAUGUAGGAAAAAUAUUUGGUAUUUUAGAUCAUUAUUUGAUGUAAAUUAGCUUUAAUAACAGAAAUUAAACGAAUACUUAGGUAGAUUAAUAAUUACAUGUACAGUAUCUAGGUUUAGUUACAGUUUGUAAAUUUUAUUCCUAACUUUGUCUAUAAUGUUUAGUGUUUCAAAUUAUAAGAGCAAGAUUUCUUGCAUUGUAACUCAAUAAAGGUGAACAAAUUGGAUUUUGUGCAACAUUUUUGUUUCUUUGCAUUUUCUUCUACAGUAUUUACCAUUUAUUUGUAGCCAUGUGCCCAGUGAACAUGCCAAUAAAGUCAAGUCACUCACGUGACUGCUACUGAACUUGUGUAUUUGACAGGUUACUUGCUUGGUAAUAUCUUAAUAAUAUUAAUGUGUGGAAAGACCAGUUGGGUAGGUAAUUUUGUACAAUAAACUCUACCAUCAUU
Messenger RNA from Procambarus clarkii (red swamp crayfish), 1711 nucleotides. It is a transcript of the gene EMC5, whose product is annotated as ER membrane protein complex subunit 5. The record is from RefSeq and is a predicted model, not a curated record. NCBI's taxonomy places the organism in Eukaryota, Metazoa, Arthropoda, Malacostraca, Decapoda, Cambaridae.